CGCUGCCCCGCCCCUCACCGCCCCGCCGCCCCCGCCUGGCAGGGCGGCGGGUGCCGCGGGAGGCUGCUCGGUGCCGCCGCCGCCCGGGAGGGAGGUUAUGUAAGGGGGGAGGGAGGCGGCGGGAGGAGGAGCAGGACGCCUCGUCGCCUCCGCCGCCGUCGCCGUGCAGCUGCAGCCAGCCGGGGCCGGUACCGGGGCGGCCGCAUGUGCGAAGUGGGGACGCGGCCGCCGUUGGCCGCCGAGCGCGGGGAGCCGCCCGGGGGUGCCACCGCCGCCGAAAGGUGCCGAGACAUGGGAGAACAGCCCAUCUUCACCACCAGAGCCCAUGUCUUCCAAAUUGACCCCAGCACGAAGAAGAACUGGGUUCCCGCAAGCAAGCAGGCUGUAACUGUUUCCUACUUCUAUGACAGCACGAGAAACAGCUAUCGGAUUAUCAGUGUGGAUGGAGCCAAGGUGAUCAUAAACAGCACAAUCACACCUAACAUGACCUUCACUAAAACAUCGCAGAAGUUUGGCCAGUGGGCAGACAGCAGAGCAAAUACUGUGUUUGGCUUGGGCUUUCCCUCCGAGCAGCAGCUGACCAAGUUUGCAGAGAAAUUCCAAGAAGUAAAAGAAGCUGCCAAACUAGCCAGAGACAGAUCUCAAGAGAAAAUUGAGACCUCAAGCAAUCAUUCCCAGGAAUCUGGACGGGAAACACCAUCCUCCACUCGAGCGUCUAGCGUGAAUGGCACAGAUGAUGAGAAGGCAUCUCAUGGAGGUCCUGCUGAAGCACAUCUCAAGUCUGAGAAUGAUAAAUUAAAAAUUGCUCUAGCCCAAAGUUCAUCCAAUGUGAAGAAGUGGGAGGUAGAGCUGCAGACGCUGCGGGAAAGCAAUGCGCGGCUGACCACUGCGCUGCAGGAGUCUGCGGCCAGCAUCGAGCACUGGAAGAAGCAGUUCUCAGCCUGCAAGGAUGAAAAUGACCAGCUCAGGAGCAAGAUUGAAGAACUGGAGGAGCAGUGCAGUGAAAUAGAUAAAGAGAAGGAAAGAAAUGCGCAGUUGAGUAGACGUCUCCAGGAGCUGGAAACAGAACUUCAGGACAAAGAACUGGAACUGGAAGAGCUUCGAAAGCAGGGUGAAGUUAUACCACAGCUAAUGUCAGAAUGUGAAUCUGUGUCUGAACAAUUACAGGCUGCAGAGAAAAAGAACAAAGAUCUUGAAGAGAAAGUCAGACUCCUAAGGACGGAAGUUGAAGAGAGCAAACAUAGGCAGACCAACCUCAAAACUGAAUUAAAGAAUUUUUUAGAUGUACUAGACGGGAAGAUAGAUGAAUUACAUGACUUCCGACAAGGACUGUCUAAACUUGGCGUUGACAAUUAGAUGGCAAUAGAGUUUUGGGGUUGCUUUUUUUUUGUUGGGGGGGGGGGGGGUAAUCUAGGGUCUGGAUGUUUGAUGUUUUGUUGAUCCCAAACAUGUGUUUUACAAAAAUAUAACUGAAACGUUCCACUUGUUCGCAUUGUUUUUGUACAUAGAGGCUGAAAAUUUGCUGUGGGGGGUUUGGGGGAUUUUUGUUUGUUUGUUUAUUUUCUGAACCAAUCGUGCUGCUCAUUGGAUUCUGUUGAGAUUAGAAACUUUAUAUAUUGCUGCUCUGGCUUCGUGAGGUUGGGAACAGGUAGAGAGUUCUGUCUCAGGAAUCUGGAACUAGAUCUACCUUAAAAUGAAUAUGCAGUUAGUUGUUGCAGGGACAUUUAUAUCUUUCUUAAGGGCUGUUGCAACCAUAGAAACACAAGAAAAAAUAAAAGACUUUUUCUUGUCGGGACUGCCAGCACUCCUAGUAAACCACUGUUAGUCCUUGGUGGAGCAGAGAGAAGAUUAGCUGGAGCUCCUGCAGUUUGCAAAAUGUGCCUGUGCUGAGCUGCAGUCAAGUGAAUCACAUCACACGGAUGCCAGUAUCUUUAGGGACCAUGUCAAUCAGGCCUGACUCACCAAAAAAAUGGAGUGGAUUUCUGCUGGUUGCAGAUGGUUCCCUGGACCCAUACAGCACAAAGUCAACAAUGUAGAAAUUAAUUUUGGCUCUUCAAGUCAUGCAUCUUGCCCAACAGAAGAGAACAGAGGCAAUCUUGCUUAGUGAGAUCAUCUCUCUUUGGCCUUCAGUUUUGAGCCCACGUAGUUCCGUCAUUAUGCACACCUCUGAGGAACACCCACCUGAGUCUUUGAGCCCAGGUGCUUGUUUUAAAGAGAGGCAUGUCACUGGUUUGUACACGGGACACGCGCGCUUCCCUGCGGCUCCAGCGCUCUCGGUUGACUUCUGUGGUAGCGAAGGAGACGUUGGCCUGAAAAGCAAUAUAAAGGUCACUAGAAGGUGCUUCUAGAAAGUAAGCUCCUGCCCAGGAGACUGGCAGAGUCAUGACCCCAUGAAAUCAAAAUCCCUUCCUAUGAUUUCUGCAUUCUCACCUCACGCAUCUUUGACAGUAGAAUGGGAAUUGGCCAUCAAGUUAAGCCUGUCCCAAACCGCCUGCUACUGAAAAAGCAGAAGUACAGUUAUGUUCUCAGAAUGAUUAUUCAGCAGCUCUAAAUAUCUGUCAGUAAAUGCAAGGUGACCUCUGGGUUUCAGCUAGAGGGAAGUUCACUUCUUCACAGGCAGGGGUGUAAGAAGGGUCAGAGGGGAGGAUUCAGCCCAAAUUUUACUCCUGCUCCUAGGACUGCCUUCGGCUUCUUUCUCUCCUUUCUCCACAACGUGGUUUGAGAGUCUGUUUACAUGGGAUUUGAAUUUAUCCAGGAAAGAACUUUUAUUUACAUGAUGCUUUUACUUACUUAAUUCAGGCAAAAGCUUAGUUAAGCUCCAUGUUGGUGCAUUCCACCUGUGCUGAUAGAAAAUGUCCAUGCUUCUAAAAAAAUUUAUUUAGGAGCCUUUUUAUUUUCCCAGCACAUCUUAAUUAUAAGAGUGACCUUUAAAAGAAGUGUGGGUUAUAAAUGAAACAUGCAUUGAGUGCUUUUUGUACAUGGAUAUAUAAUCCCCAUGCUGGAGACAGCUUCUGUUUGUAGUUGUCCUUUGAAUUUUCUCUUAAUGUGUUGCUGUGGUGUUAUCUUCACUGCCUGUUUUUCAGAUUGGGCUUUGCGUGUGUUUGCUUUUGCUCCUUUUAAACAACAGAUGUGGAGCUGAGACCUUUCGUAACCAUUUAUAUCUCUUUAAAAAAAUAAUCUGCAGGCUGCUGAUAUUUAAAAACAAAAAUCAGGUACAUAGCAAGUAGGUGUGUGAGAGUUAGACAUUGCCAGCAUGGAAGAGUCAACAGUUGCAUAAUAUAGGGUUAGGUCAGACUUCUCCAAAUCGAAAAUGACAUCAGAAACUGCAUGUGGCUGUGCACAAAUAAUCACUUUUAGUCUUCUUAUUCAGUAGCAAGUCAGACAGACACCAUCACUUAGCACGCAGCUUGUUCUGAUUCUCCUCUAGGAGCUCCAGAACCUGCAGCCAAUCUCUGCAUCAGCUGGGAGCCAGAGGAUAACACAACUGAAAGCAGCCAGCAGUAGAGGUAGUUGGGGUCGUCCUCAUCACAGUGGUUUAUUGCAUUCACAGUGAGGACCCUACUCCAUCUUCUGUUUCCUUUCUUCCACUGAGCAAUCUUAGGGCUUCCUCCUUGGUUUUUAAUAUAAAUGAGCAUUUUUAACAGGUUUGUAGGUAGAGGGAUGCAAAAGACUUGGUGAACAAAUUAUUUUAUUAGGGUUAAUGGUGAUCUUUUUCUUUUCCACUUCAGUCAGGUUUAUCUUGGAUCCAGUUCUUCAGGGGUGUAAUAAAAUCACUCUUAAAUAGUGAGAAAAGCGUUUCUAUGGGAGUGCAUUGAUUUAACAGAGGGCGUUCAAUGCCGGUGCAUUAAAACAGUGUGUGGCUCUGACAAAGGUAGAUAUUUCUGGGUGCUUUGUACCCAUCAGAAGAACAAUGGGGAUGUCCUUGAAAAAUCUGUACCCUAUCUCUUCUGGUCUUGUCUCCAAAUGUAUGUUUUUCUUACCAGCUCUUGCUCUGAUGUUGUUAGGCAUGCCUGUACACAGCUAUAUGCUGUGGGAAAUGCCAUUCUUCAAGCAUCCAAGAUCUUGCUAAAAUUAUCUUCUCUCUCUUUUUUCCCUUCCCAACAGCAGUAAGUUGAGAGCUUCUAUGUAUAAUCACUUAGAAACCUCCCCCAAACUCCACCUCUUUUAGCGUUUUUGCCUCUUUCAUUACAGUUUUCCUCUUCAAAAGCCACAAGCUGUGGUGUAUGCUGGUUUAGACACCAGCUCCCCUCUUAGGCCUGGCCCAGUCCCCACCCCAGAACUGGAGUUCCAUUCACCUGCUGAGCAGGCACCACCAGUGUCACACUCUGCUUAUCCCUUGUUGCUCUGUGGUGGCCCAGCAAUAACCGCUGCAUGCCAAAAUGUGAGCCCCAUGCUGCUCCUCAGGGACUCAUCCUGGCAUCAAAAUGCCUUCUCCCUCCUGGUGGGAGCUCCAGGGUGGCCAGCCUUCACCUGUACUGUCCUACAGAUGCAUUUGCUCUUUGUUUUCCAUACGUUGGGGAUUCAGCCCACACCUACGUGCACCCUGAGCUGUGCUCAGCUGACAAGCCUUACAGAGGGCCUCAAGCACUGCCAAGGCCAAGAAAUGAUCAUCUCUGUCCAAGAGAGCAUCCACAGAGCUUGAUUUUAUUUGUUCUUAAAAUAACAAACCCUGUUCUCCCCAUGCUAUCAGUGAUGAAGUAGGUCACCACCUCGUUGCCGUUGAACCUGAGUGGAGGUGUCUUUAUAGGAGCUUGUUCUCACCCAGGACAAUCAUGAGUUUCCUUCCUGGAUGCAGAUUUCUCCUUCUCUAAGUGGUUGAUGGCAGGAUCUGUCCUACCUCAGUUGCAUGGUCUUUCUUUAGUAUAGGUCUUGUGCCUGGCACUUCCCAUGCCCAUACCUUCUGGCCACACCGCCAUGGAUCCUGCCACACCACCCCUCCUGCCAGCCUGACCCUGGGGGCAUUGACAAGCUGGUGGGUCUGGGAAGGAAAAUCUGUGCUGGUGUCUUGUGACACUACCUUGAAAUGUGUCUUGCUGGCUUCUGGGCUUCCCAGUGAAAUGCUCCUUCAAAAUGGUGUUAGAGCUGCUGAAUAAUAGUAGGCUUUGUGGGGCUUUUUUGGUGGCUAGAAAGAGAAAUAAAGAGGUCUACUUUGUAUUAGCACAAAACCUGAAACUAUUCAGUGACCUGAAAAUACACAGAGAUAAUUGGUUCAAAGGGGAAGGGUGUUCCAUUAGAUAUGUUAUUUCACAUUGACCUCAAAAGUUAAAACUGAAACACUGUUCCACAUCACAAAACCUAAUAGGUUAAUCUUUUGCUUUUUCUUCUAGUUGGCUGUAUCUUUGCUGAUUUUUACUCAACUUUCCCAGUAGUUUUGUUUGGCCUGAAAGUGCAUUUUCAGCAAAAUGAGCCUGUUCCAGUGUUCUGUCCACACCUAGUUAUUGUCUCCUUUCCUGAGUGAUCUCACUGAAAGAAAGCUAUCUUUUCUGCCAGCAAUUCAUUGCCACCUCUCACUUUCUAUAUCCUAGUGUUCCAGAGAUGUGCUUCUGAAAAAAAUGGAUUUACACUGGGUGCAGCUCUGCCCAGAAAACAGAAGUUAUUUAGACAAUACCUUUUUUUUCCAGAUGAAUACCUGGGUUUAUUUUUGUGUGAGUGAUUUAGGAUGAGCAUUUUGAAAGCUGCUUAAUGGACUAAGUAGGGUGGGAAGAGUUUCUGUUGCUCCUUGUGCUGUCCCUGCCAUUGCCAUCACUUUCAAGGGACAUCAUCAAACCAUUUGUGGUCUUGAGGCAGGUGCUCACCCUGCACUCAUCUUGUGCUUGGUCAGUGGCUUACUGGGCCCAUGCCUCCCCCUCAGCAGGGCAAAAUUGUCUGUAGGCUUCUGCAUUCUUCUCUGUGUUGUUCAGUUUGUUUUCCCCCAAGUGUUAAUUUUUUCCUGUGUUAGUUUCUUGCCACCUGCUUUGUAAAUGACUGAAGGAAAAUUCCACUGCCUUGUAGUGGUGGGAGUUCCUCAGCUACAAGCCUGUGCUCCUCGCUAGGCUCUUCUGAAUAGUUAUCUCUGCAAAACCCUCCAGAGCAUCAGUGGCUUGUGAGGAGUGCAGUGCUGUCUUCCUGAGCCCAGGGAUUAACAAAGAUAAAACACCCUGCUCAGCUUAGUGGGCGACUGGUGCUGACUCCUCAAGGAAGGGAUGUAAGGGGUAGUCAGCAGCAGCAGCAGCAGCUAAUUCUGAUGAUCCUUUCAGCAGAAGCUUUGGUGACUAAUGUGCUCUGCCCACGGGCUGUGCAUUUGCCAAAGGUCUAGGAUGGCCACACUGAUCUCUCAGCUCGCUCACCUUUGUCCAGGCAGUUCUGGGCUUGUCAAGCCAGUAACUAUCAAAAAGUCCUCAGCAUAUCACAAAGGUGACAAUGUGAGGGAUGGGAGGUGAAUGUCCACAUGCACUCAGGUGAGCAGGGCGAGAGCAUUGCAGCGCCAGCACUGGUUUGUCGUUGGACCCUUUCAGCUGAAAAUAGGAAAAGCUCUUGUCAUCCUGCGUGGGCACAGCAGUCCCAGAGACCUCGCAGAAAGGCAGCUUCAGCUUUUGGGGUGCUGCAAGGCAACAAGAACACCCAGGCUGUGCUGGUGUUGGCUCUUUUGGGGCAUAAUUUAGCCACAGUAAGACACAGAACUACCCUAAGGCAAUUUUUUCAUUCCACAGAUCAUGCUAAACGAGCAUCUGUGCGUGAAGCAAGCCAAUAUUUAGCCACAAACCAUUUGACCCAGACACACUCCCAGAUGGAGAGCCCUGGCUGAGGCAGGCUGGCCAGGGCUGCCCUGUGGGGAUUCCCCUGCCUGGGAGCUCAGCAGCGCUUUAGGCUCAGUAGUAUAAUAUAAACGUGGCCGUUACAUGAAGCCUGCACAUCUUCAGUGCCAUCCUCUGUGGUAAAUGAUUAGGUACCCGAAGUGAAAUACACAACUGAGGGACGAAUGAUAAAUGUGACAAAGGUGCUUCCCAAAUGAAGGCUCCCCUGCAGGCUGUACAGAGCUGGUCCUGUCUGGGAGGGCUUUGCUUGCAUCCCUGGGGGAUGUUGGAUGUCUGACCUGUUUGGGUUUCUUCUGUGUUUUGUCUUAGCUCUUCUUGGUUUUCUUACUCCUUUUUUUUUUUUCCUUUUAAGUAACCUAAACAUCCAGUCUUCGCAUGAAGGUGCCUAUACCUCCAACAGUUUUAUAUGCACACUUGGAAAUAGAUUUCUUUUUCCUUUCUGGUCAUUUAGUUACCUAAUAAUAAUGGUACAUACAAGAAAGGCACUUGAGGAAAAAAAAAUAUCUGUCUGCUGUUGUAUUUUUGUUUGGGUCUUUUUUAACACUGGUCAGCAAUAAUUAUUUUAGCCAUAUAUUAUCUCAAAUGACUGAUGAUGUAAGAUUUGUGAACUAAGCUUCUAAGUUUGCAGUAGGCUGAUUAAUUGGGUAUGUGAAGGGAGAGCUAUGCUCAAGGGUGGGGUGGGGGAAAGAGUAUUUUGCAGCAUUUAGAUAUUUUCAUUUAAUUGCCUAAUAGUGACCAUGGACAUGAUACUCUCUACAGCUCAUCGUGGCUGAUGAACAAAGCACAUUGUUUUUAACAUGAAUAUAUCCCUUGUAGUUGAAAGUUCUGGGAGUGUUUUAGUGUGGUCUGCUAUACCAAAAUGGUUAGAUGGUUAUGAGAUUUUAGUACUGAAGAUAAGCAUACGCCCUGUUUUUAACUGUUUCAUGUACAGUUUAGUGAAUGACUGACAAUUUGUUGAUAUACAACUGUGGGAAAACACUGCAGUGCUCUCAAUGUAUGUUUUUAUUUGGGUUUAUUAUGUUUAGUACAUGGUUUAAUGAAAACUGAAGUGUUUACUGCAGUUGGAUCACAAUGUAAAAACAUCUCUUACCUCAUCAUUUUGUCUGCUGUGGAUAAGUACUUUCCUCUUCUUUUUUUUCCCAUUCCUUUUCUUUCCCAAUUGGCCAUACACAGUCAAUGUUGACCUUUAGACUCCUAGUAGCAGUCAAUGCUGGGUUUUAUAUAUAUAAAAGGAAAACUUGAUUUUUUUUUUCUUUAUGAACUUAUUAUAUAACUUUGUGAUUUUUAUCUGAUUUUAUUGUAACAUAAAGUUGUUUUAUGUAAAAAUAUAUAGUUUAAGUAAAA
This is a messenger RNA of Pogoniulus pusillus (Red-fronted tinkerbird), 8138 nucleotides long. RefSeq names its product homer scaffold protein 2 (gene HOMER2). The record is from RefSeq and is a predicted model, not a curated record. NCBI's taxonomy places the organism in Eukaryota, Metazoa, Chordata, Aves, Piciformes, Lybiidae. Gene Ontology annotation, biological process: regulation of store-operated calcium entry; G protein-coupled glutamate receptor signaling pathway. The transcript is spliced from 9 exons. Gene Ontology annotation, molecular function: G protein-coupled glutamate receptor binding. The coding region runs from base 205 to 1356 and encodes 383 amino acids. Gene Ontology annotation, cellular component: postsynaptic density; plasma membrane; cytoplasm.